CGGUAGUAGUCACAUGAUCUGGUACUUGGCAUUAUGGGAAACAACCAGAGCAGUGGCUGGUGGAUGAAUAGCGUUCAACGUCAACACCAUUUACUGUUGUGGGCUGAACAAGUAAUAAGACGCAGCUGGCUAUCAGACGGACUUAGACAACACGGUUAUCACUGUGCACCAGGAAGACAAGGUCCAUGUCCGGUGACUCUGCCGGUUGGGACGGGUUUCUAGGACUUUACACAGACAGCAGCUGACCGACUCGGUGGAGUAGCAACUCGCUGCUUUUACGAUCAAAUAGGACAGACGACUCGCAAAAGUUGGGAGUCUUGCACGGAUUUAUCGUUGGACCGUUUUCGUAUCGAUACGAAUAGUUGGCUUGAUCAGCCGUUUUUUUUUAGCAAUACCGUGACUUUCUGGUUUGUCGUCGUUUUGCCUCCGUUCUCCAGAUUAACGGCGACCGAUGCUUUUCAACGCACUGAUUGUUUCAUUUACGUUCGCCUUCGAUUCGAGGCGAUGUGGAAACGUUUUUCAUAAAUCAUUGGACUGGCAUGUCUCCCAAUUUGGUGAAUCCAAGAUCAAGAACUGUCAGACUGGACGGUCAUUCUUAUGACGGCAACCCAGAGGGAAGAAUUUCCUUCUGAAGCCUAUGGAAACAGUUCUCCUCUAUGCUGAAGAAUAGACAUGUGUCCCCAACACAGAAACCAUCGAUAACCUUCCUCCCUGUCAACACGUCACCCUAAUUACCUUUCUCAGUUGUCACUGUUUAUGAUCAGGCGUCGUCGUUUCUACAAGAUAAACGGUCAUAUUCAAGUUCACACCGCUCCAUCUUAAAUCUGGGCACAACCAGUCAGCGUGACUGUCCAUCUUCCUGAGACUCCGCUGUCGUGCCACCAUGUGGGGCGCAGGGUCGCCACCAUCCCUGCAGGUCGUCCUAAAGGUCCUUAAACACGCUGCGGUCAAAGGACAGAUCCAGCUGAACCGCUGGCUCCAGAGAUCCUCCCAGGACGAGUGCGAUAAAAUGGACCUCUUGAUAUGCAACGCCUUUGACGAGAGAGGAGGCGCCGUCGGCAAGUCUGAUGGAGACCCGGAGAGCAUCGUUGACACUGGCGUGUCAUUCACCGGUGGCGCCACCAACGGGGAGUUCAGACACCCGUGUUGUAUUACCACGUGUUGCUUCAAGAGUGCCCUCCUGGCAUGCAUUCUGACAGCUGUGUGCUUCUCCUCCGUGGCUCUAGUCCGACAGUACCUCAAGGACCUUCUUCUCUGGGUGGAGAGCUUGGACAGCCUGGUUGGAGCCUUGCUGUUCAUAGUGGGUCUGAUCGUUGUGUCCUUCCCAUUCGGCUGGGGCUACAUCGUGCUGAACGUGGCUGCGGGAUACCUCUACGGCUUCGUGCUGGGUAUGGGACUGGUGAUGGUGGGGGUGCUCAUAGGUACCUUCGUGGCUCACCUGGUGUGUAAGAGACUGUUGACGGACUGGGUGGUCAACAAGGUGGGGAACUCUGAACAGCUCAGUGCUGUAAUACGGGUGGUGGAGGGGGGAAGUGGACUCAAAGUGGUGGCCUUAGCGAGACUCACGCCCAUUCCCUUUGGACUCCAGAAUGCAGUGUUCUCAAUCACAGACGUGUCGUUGCCAAACUACCUGGUGGCGUCGUCAGUCGGCCUGCUGCCCACACAGCUCCUAAACUCCUACCUGGGCACCACGCUGCGCACCAUGGAGGACGUCAUCGCAGAACAGAGCAUCAGCGGAUACCUUGUCUUCAGUCUACAGAUCAUCAUCAGUAUAGGUCUGAUGUUCUACGUGGUCCAUCGGGCCCAGGUGGAGCUGAAUGCGGCCAUCGCUGCCUGUCAGAUGGAGCUGAAGACAUCACACAUGAACGGCACUUCCACCAAUCACAGCGGCUUCACGUACUGCAGCAAGAGGGCGUCGGCCGGGGGUGGGAUCAUCAACGUGGUCUGAUAAAUGUCUCAAAACCCUGAUUGGGACACGAGCGACUGGGAUCGAACUGAACACUGAUUGGCCAGUGUAGCAUUUGUGAUAUCUGAUAGGAGUGCCUUCCACGGUGACGAGUCUGGAGUGAGGAGGACCUGCCAAAUAGGGAUGCUGAUUGUGUGGAUCUAUAGGGCUUGUAGGUGCAGCUGAGGGGUGCCAGGUGUUUAGUAGUCAGGUACAGUGGUGUUCUCAUCACGGACUUACGCUUCCAACACACCGACAGCGCCAUUGCAUUUUGGUACACCAGAAUUACAUUCAUUUCCAAUGAAACGGCGUUGUGCAGCAUUGCGUUGCAGAGGCAGUUGCAGUUCGUUCUGUGUGGUGCAGAUGUUGGAUUUAUCGAAGGUACGUGUCAAACUGUAUGAGUAGACGGCUUGACAGGAUUUGGGGCAGAAGGUGAAUGUUAAACUUUGUUACACACAUAUCCAGAUGAUGCUGUCGGUGUGUUGGAAGAGUUAACCGGAGUUCUCUAUACAACACAGCUCACCAUUCAGAUCUCCGAUACCAAUGGCUUCUCUUCUACAGUGUGGGACCAGGGGCCAUUGGCUUCUCUUCUACAGUGUGGGAACAGGGGCCAUUGGCUUCUCUUCUACAUUGUGGGACCAGGGGCCAAUGGCUUCUCUUCUACAGUGUGGGACCAGGGGCCAAUGGCUUCUCUUCUACAGUGUGGGACCAGGGGCCAUUGGCUUCUCUUCUACAGUGUGGGACCAGGGGCCAUUGGCUUCUCUUCUACAGUGUGGGACCAGGGGCCAAUGGCUUCUCUUCUACAGUGUGGGACCAGGGGCCAUUGGCUUCUCUUCUACAGUGUGGGACCAGGGGCCAUUGGCUUCUCUUCUACAGUGUGGGACCAGGGGCCAUUGGCUUCUCUUCUACAGUGUGGGACCAGGGGCCAAUGGCUUUUCUUCUACAGUGUGGGACCAGGGGCCAUUGGCUUCUCUUCUACAGUGUGGGACCAGGGGCCAUUGGCUUCUCUUCUACAGUGUGGGACCAGGGGCCAAUGGCUUCUCUUCUACAGUGUGGGACCAGGGGCCAUUGGCUUCUCUUCUACAGUGUGGGACCAGGGGCCAUUGGCUUCUCUUCUACAUUGUGGGACCAGGGGCCAAUGGCUUCUCUUCUACAGUGUGGGACCAGGGGCCAAUGGCUUCUCUUCUACAGUGUGGGACCAGGGGCCAAUGGCUUCUCUUCUACAGUGUGGGACCAGGGGCCAAUGGCUUCUCUUCUAGAGUGUGGGACCAGGGGCCAAUGGCUUCUCUUCUACAGUGUGGGACCAGGGGCCAAUGGCUUCUCUUCUACAGUGUGGGACCAGGGGCCAUUGGCUUCUCUUCUACAGUGUGGGACCAGGGGCCAAUGGCUUCUCUUCUACAGUGUGGGACCAGGGGCCAUUGGCUUCUCUUCUACAGUGUGGGACCAGGGGCCAUUGCGUUGAACUCAUAAUGAUGAAAUAAAUAAAUGGUACAGCA
This is a messenger RNA of Oncorhynchus mykiss (rainbow trout), 3441 nucleotides long. Its product is annotated as transmembrane protein 64. Gene Ontology annotation, cellular component: endoplasmic reticulum. Lineage: Eukaryota; Metazoa; Chordata; Actinopteri; Salmoniformes; Salmonidae. The record is from RefSeq and is a predicted model, not a curated record. Gene Ontology annotation, biological process: positive regulation of bone resorption; positive regulation of osteoclast differentiation; regulation of cytosolic calcium ion concentration.